AUGGCCGCCGAACCGCUCAACGUCCUCGUGUCAGGCUCUGGAAUCGCUGGCAGCGUCUUUGCCUUCUGGCUCCUGAAAGCACAACCCAAGGCGAACGUCACCAUAGUCGAGCGUGCCCCGUCUCCUCGCCUCACUGGAGCCAGCGUCGACAUUCGCAGUUCCGCGGUAGACAUAAUCAAAUGGAUGGGCAUGGAACCAGAGAUUCGUGCGAAUUCGACCGGCGAGGAAGGGAUGGCAUGGGUAGAUACGAACGGCAAGCCUUUCGCCACCUUCAGAUCUACUGGCCGCACAGAUUACCAAAGCAUGACUUCUGAGUACGAGAUUCACCGUGGGACGCUGGCGAAGAUCUUCCUAACGCCCUCUGAAGACAAGAUCAAGAUGAUCUUUGCCGAGACUGUGGAUCACUACACGCAGUGCGACGACGGCAAGGUGGAUGUGACAUUUACGAAGAGCAAAGACACGAAGACCUACGAUCUCCUGGUUGCGGCUGAUGGCUUGUCGUCGAGGAUUCGUGGCCAGAUGCUGAACACGAAGCCGAGAGAGCAGAUCCACGACCAGGGUGUUCACGCUGCUUACUUUACAAUCAAAGAGGACCUCCUACAAAGCCGGCUUGCCAAGUGGCACAACGAUACGAAAGGACGGGUGGUCCUGCUGCGGCCUGACCCUGACCCUGCUGGCCGUUCACGAGGACACUUCAUCAACGCGACCCCGAAGAACGACGUCGACAUGAAGCGAAGGCUCAACAACGCGCUGAAAGAAGGCAACGAAGCUUACAUGGACCUGAUGGAGGAACUCUUUUCUGACGCCGGCUGGCUGGCGAAACCUGUCCUCAAGGCCAUGAGGGAAAGCGACGAUUUCUACUGCAGCCUUUUCGCACAAGUGCGGUCGCCCCAGCUGCAGAGUUCUGGCAACGUCGUGCUCCUCGGUGAUGCUGGCUACGCAACACCCGGAUUUGGCACUAGUCUGGCCAUCAUGGGUGGCUACGUGCUUGCCGGAGAACUGAUGAACCGGCCUAGCGAUGUCCAAGGAGCGCUGGCCGCCUACGAGAGUCUCAUGCAGCCGUUUGUCAAGAAGCAGCAAGGCGACACCCCCGAGUGGUUGGUCUUAAAUCCACAGACAGCAUGGGGCAUCAAGAUCCGGGAUACGUUGCUGUGGGCCGUGGCGGGCUUGAAACUCGACAGGCUCAUGAUCAUAGUAUCGCAUUGGCUGGGCAUCCAGGAGGAUAAAUUGGAGAUGCCAAGUUACCCCUGGCCGGAAGAGAAGAUGAGUGCAAUGCGGCUGCGAUGGCUCGCGAGAUGCUUCAUCACGCUGUCGCUCCUAGGAACGGUCUUGGCCACUAAGAGCAGUAAGCGAGAGCAGUGGAAGCCGCAGGCGCAGAAGUACUCGGACGAUGGCAAAUGGUUCGUCUUUGCCAGUCGACCCGAUAUCAAGGCUCCCGUUUGGGAGAUCAAACGCUACAAUGAGACUGCGUUAGCGCCUGGACACUGGCUCGUUGCUCCAUAUGAGGUCAAGACCCAAGAGGUCGCCGGGGAGCCUUGGGUAGGUCCCCACAUCUACGACGAAGAUGGCCAACUAGUCUGGAGCGGCACGCCCACCUUCGGAUACUGGAAUGUCUUCGACUUUUCCACGAGUGAGGUAGAUGGCGCUCUCCACCUGAGUGGCCUCGACUGGCAUAAUCAGAGAGGCGUCGUGCUCGAUGACUCCUACCGCUUGAAGAGAACAGCAUCCUCGCUGUCGGAAGAGGACACCUUCCAGAAUAUGCAUGGCUUUCACGUCGUUGAUGAUGGCGCCCAUGCCUUGGUUCAGAUUGUCCGGCGAUGGAACGUGCCACCAGAUAUUACCUUUGAAAGUGUCGGCUACAACCAUACUUGCGAGGCCCAUUAUCAAGGAUUUAGAGAGGUUGACUUGUCCUCUGAUCCAGGCACCGAGACGAUCUUCGAGUUUGAUGGUCGCAAGAUCGGCCUCAAUGAGUCGACGUACUUCAGCUACGGCCCAACUGCCGAGACCAUGUGCAAGCGCGGCUGGGAUCUGCUUCAUGUCAACGCAGUAGACAAGUGCCCGGAUGGUGAUUACCUGAUGUCAGCACGGCACACCGAUGCGCUGUAUAAGAUUUCGCACGAGACUGGUGAUAUUGUGUGGCGGCUGGGCGGAGUCAUGUCUGACUUCGAAUUUGGUGAUGAUGCGAAAUUCACAAGACAGCACCACGCUCGGUGCCUUGAACAGAAUGAGAAAUACAUCACUGUCUCGCUCUUCGACAACGCAGUCGGCGAGCACUAUCAAAAGCCAUCUCGCCGCACUUCUCGUGGCUUGGUCUUGUCGUUGGACUUGCAAAAGAAGACUGCAGAAGUUAAGGCUCAGUACGAACUUCAAAAGAACAUGUUGACGGACGGUCGAGGUAGCUUCCAAAUGCUUCCUAAUGGCAACGCUUUUGUCAACUGGGCCGUCUCAAGCAAGAUCACGGAGCAUCUACCCAAUGGAACAGUGGUGAUGGAGGCGAGACUCAAGGCAGGGGUAGACACAUACCGGGCCUUCAAGUCGCCAUGGGUCGGCAGACCGGCUUCGCCGCCGGAUGUUCACUCCGAGAUGGUGUAUAAGGUACGAGGACAGGUGGCGACGGUCAUCUCUUUGAGUUGGAACGGCGCGACGGAGGUCCAAAAGUGGAAUGUCAGAGGGUAUGGCCUGGAUGGGAAAGAGGUGCGUGUCGCAGAUGGUGUACCACGGAACGGCUUUGAAACGCAGUUGGAGUACGAAGGCUUUGUGACGGAUGUGUACGUUGAAGCCGUCGAUCAACAUGGCAGGAUUUUGAGUACAUCCAAAGGCGCUGGGAAUGUGGCUUACAAGACGAUGGAUCCGGACGGCGAAUACAUAUCGCCAUUUUGGAUCACUGUUGCGAUCGCGGCCGGAGCAAUUGUUGGUGCCGGUGCCCUUGCUGGGUAUCGAUACCUCGAAAAGCGGUUCCGCAGCAGAGAUAACGGCCAGGAAAAAGGCCGCUAUGAAAUGGUUGAACAGAACGAAGGAUAG
Messenger RNA from Saxophila tyrrhenica, 3021 nucleotides. RefSeq lists its product as uncharacterized. The record is from RefSeq and is a predicted model, not a curated record. The transcript is spliced from 4 exons. Lineage: Eukaryota; Fungi; Ascomycota; Dothideomycetes; Mycosphaerellales; Extremaceae. Gene Ontology annotation, molecular function: FAD binding. The coding region runs from base 1 to 3021 and encodes 1006 amino acids.